UAAGUUUGUCAAAGUCAAGCAUAACUUAUUAUAAGCUUAUUAAAGCUUAUUUCUCACCUUGUUAUCUAGUCAUAGUGUAGACAGUUUAUAGCAAAACACUGCAUCACUUUUUAUAUGAGCUUAUAUUUAAGUCUAGCAGAGAAAUGGGGUCUGCAAGGAGUCUAGUUUAAAAAUAACACUGGAGCUCAUUUAAGAAUAUUGUGAUAUAUAUUGUGUAUCGUGAUAUAGCAAAAAUAUAUCAGGAUGUUAGAUUUUCCUCAUAUCCCCCAGCCCUAGUCUGGUGGUUGAGCUGUGGCUGAUUGGUCUGGACCGGAGCUGAAAGCGCCGGCGGUCUGGAUGUGUUUCAGAACGAGCUGGAGAACUUCCCCAUCAGCUCCGUCCAGCACUGCCAGGCAGUAAUGAACGCCUGCAGCUACGACUCCAUCCUGGCGCUGGUGUGCAAAGACUCGGGUCAGAGCAAGGCGGACCUGCACCUGUUCCAGUGCGACGACAUCAAGGCGAAUCUGAUUCACCUGGAUGUAGAAAGUGCCAUGAUCGAUGCCAAAGGGGGCAAAGUGAGGAAACGACCUGAGACGCUGAAGAUGAUCCUGAAGAGUGACGGCAUGAUCCCGCCUCCACCCACUACCCCCGCCCCCGAGGCACCAGCCUCAUCCAAUCAGGACAACAGGGGGCGUGUCGCCGCCUGGUCGGCAUGGGCCAAUGAACAGCAGCACUGUGAGUGAUGUCAUAGAGGGGAAAAGGGGGA
Molecule: messenger RNA, 745 nt
Organism: Poecilia latipinna (sailfin molly)
Lineage: Eukaryota; Metazoa; Chordata; Actinopteri; Cyprinodontiformes; Poeciliidae
Product: epidermal growth factor receptor kinase substrate 8-like
Exons: 3
Coding region: 399-722 (107 amino acids)
Biological process (GO): positive regulation of ruffle assembly; Rho protein signal transduction; regulation of Rho protein signal transduction
Cellular component (GO): vesicle; ruffle membrane; plasma membrane
Molecular function (GO): actin binding
Source: RefSeq, a predicted model, not a curated record